AUGCCUUUUUCUGGUAUCACAUAUUACACAAGAUUAAUUGUGCAUAAUGUCAUUGGUAAAACAUUAGCAGAAUGGGAAAAAAAGGAGCAACCAAAAUAUUUUCAGAAAGUAGCUGAUAAUGAGAAUGUUAUGGCAAUGUAUAAUAUUGGAUGUAUUGUAUUAGGUAAUUUGAAAUUGAGGCAACCAGAUGAGAAAGUUAAAUUCACACCAUUUAUGAAAUGGCAAGCUAUAACUGGUUUAGGUGGUAGUGGAAUGAUUACAGGUGCAAGGAAAGCAGAACCGGACCAUCUAGCUUUUAAUGUUUGGCCUCUUCUUAAAAUAUCACCAACGGCUGAUAUGAAUAAAAAGUAUUCAGGACUUUUUACUGCGAAAAAACCCGAGGAUGGAAGUUUAAUAGUAACUUUGUUGCUUCCCUGGCGUAAUUUGACGUUUGUGAGAAGACAUUUGGUGAUUAAAGAUCCUCCUCGAGCGAGAGAAACAUCAAUAGUGGGGAAAGUAUUUUAA
Diversispora eburnea is the source of this 504-nucleotide messenger RNA. The record is from the annotation of a GenBank genome assembly. NCBI's taxonomy places the organism in Eukaryota, Fungi, Glomeromycota, Glomeromycetes, Diversisporales, Diversisporaceae.